AAACAGCUGGCCAACUACAUCCAGAAAGCCGGCCUGGACAUCUACCUUUUGCUGAACCAUUUGAACAAGGCCUUGAAGCUCGACCCGAUCAAGCCUCUGUCCACCUACGUCGUAAUCAGUGGCAACGGAGUCAGUGGUCUUGUGAAGGACCUGAGGGCAAUCAUUCCCUACGAUAAACUCCAUGAUUUGUACAUUGAGAAGGUGGGGAAAUCCGCCGUGUUCAAGGACUUUAUCGUAGAAGUCAGUUCCCCCAAGUACCAAAAGUUGCACGAAGUCAUAGUCAACAGCCAGAACUUGAAGAGCAUUGCCCUGGAAUCGAAGAACGCUGGAGUUAACCCUGAUGACUUCCCUGAAGGAUACAGCGUGCUCUUGACUGCCCAC
Megalopta genalis is the source of this 381-nucleotide messenger RNA. The record is from RefSeq and is a predicted model, not a curated record. NCBI's taxonomy places the organism in Eukaryota, Metazoa, Arthropoda, Insecta, Hymenoptera, Halictidae.